Caenorhabditis remanei is the source of this 948-nucleotide messenger RNA. RefSeq lists its product as uncharacterized. The record is from RefSeq and is a predicted model, not a curated record. The coding region runs from base 1 to 948 and encodes 315 amino acids. The transcript is spliced from 2 exons. Lineage: Eukaryota; Metazoa; Nematoda; Chromadorea; Rhabditida; Rhabditidae.
AUGGAAGAUCCCGUGGAGGAAGUUGAGCUGAUCGAGGAUGCGGCCAACCUGGAACCGAUCGACGAACCGGCCAACGUGGAACCGGUCGAGGUUAGGGCCAACGUGGAACCAAUUGAGGUUUCGGCCAACGUGGAACCAAUCGAGGUUGCUGUCAAUGGUCAAGAAAGAGCUGAGAAUGGAGCCGGAGGAGAGGGAGAAGGGGGAAACGGGAACGAUGGGGACGAAGACAUUGUCCUAGACAAUGAUGAGGAGCAGCAAGCCCCGCAAGUCAUUCCGGACGACAUUGAUGGAGACGUCGUCAAUGUGGAAAACAAUGGGAACGCACCAAUUGCCGUGGAUAAUGUUGAGAAUCAUCGCCAAGCACCACCAGCACAAGACGACGAUGUCGAAGUCGUUGCCGUGGUGCUUGGCGGAGACACUCUUCACCAACCGUCAAGACAUAAGCAAGCCCGUGAAAUCGCGGAGCUUCAGAGAAGACAGACUGUGUUGGAGAAAAAAGUAGAUGCUCAGGCGGCCACAAUCGGGACCCUCAUUCAAUUCUUGUUGAACCGAGCCCCGCAACCUCAGCUCCCUCCACCACCUCUUUUCAUCCCAGCUCCACUUGUCCCAGUUGAUGCAUCCAUGGCCCAAGGUAUGAUGGCACCGAUUUCCACGCAACCACCACUCAAGUUCGUACCAUACUCUGCCUGUGCGGAUAUUGCAAGUCUUCCAAUCAGACUUCCAAAUAGGGAAGAAUACUUCCCAACAGAGGAGGACGGUGAAGACAAGGAGGAGGGAGAAGAAGGACCGUCCAAAGCUGCUGAGGAGGACAAGGAGGAGGGAGAAGAAGGACCGUCCAAAGCUGAAGAGGAAAAAAAGGAAGAAAUUGAAAAGAAGGAGGAAGAUGGAACUGGAGAGAAAGACGCGGACGAGGACGAGCCAGUUGAGAAAAAACGAAAAGAGGAGUAA